This is a messenger RNA of Gadus morhua (Atlantic cod), 7021 nucleotides long. RefSeq names its product protein tyrosine phosphatase non-receptor type 4a (gene ptpn4a). Gene Ontology annotation, cellular component: cytoskeleton; cytoplasmic side of plasma membrane; cytoplasm. Lineage: Eukaryota; Metazoa; Chordata; Actinopteri; Gadiformes; Gadidae. The record is from RefSeq and is a predicted model, not a curated record. Gene Ontology annotation, molecular function: cytoskeletal protein binding; protein tyrosine phosphatase activity. Bases 521 to 3673 code for a protein of 1050 amino acids. Gene Ontology annotation, biological process: protein dephosphorylation. The transcript is spliced from 27 exons.
GUGCUGGUGAAUCGCACGGCAGCAGAGAGCAGCUGCAGAGGCUCGGCGAGCAAUGACCACGGAGCGACGGAAAGACGCAACAACACACACGCACACACACGCCAGUCUAUUUCGCUGGGUGAAUUAGUCCAAUCCAACGUCUAUUGUCGUAUUUUCGCGUUACAACACAUGCGUGGGAUUACGAAACACAUCGUCUCCCGAGCCUGAGAACCCAGCCGGCGGUGUAGGUUAGCCAAUGGUUACCGGGAGUGCUUCUUGCGGGCGGAUUAUUGGUCGUCGCCGAGCGAGUCGCAGGAUCCAGCCGGGAGGAGGAGGAGGCCCUGUCUCUGGCCGACUGAUGAAGAAGGAGAUGAUGAUGAUGAUGCUCGGCUUUCAUCGGCACGGUUCGCAGCGGGUGAACUGAACUCGGAUGUUCGGUCCACACCAGCCCUCCACAAAUCUUUUCCUCCUGCACUAACUUUAUAUUUCUUAAAAACUGGACGCCCCUGGGACACUUUAUGACGACCCUGGUAGGAGCGUGAUGAGCGCGCGCUUCCGUUGCCCCGCCGGCAGAUCCUACAAUGUGCGGGCGACGGAGCUGGAGCGCGAGCGGCACCACGCCCAGGUGCUCUGCAACAUCCUGCUGCUGGACCACUCCAUGCAGCCCUUCACCGUGUCCAAAUGUGACCUGGGCCAGGUGCUUCUGGACGCGGUCUUCAAACACCUGGAGCUGACAGAGAGGGACUACUUUGGUCUUCACCUGGCGGAGGACUCCUCAGACACGCUGCGCUGGCUCGACCCAAGCAAGCCCAUCAGGAAGCAGUUGAAAAGAGGGUCUCCACACAACCUGAGCUUCAGAGUCAAGUUCUUUGUGACUGACCCCGGCAAACUUCAGGAAGAAUACACACGAUACCAGUAUUUCCUUCAGAUCAAGCAGGAUAUUCUGACUGGAAGAUUACCCUGUCCGCACAACACAGCAGCUCUCCUGGCCUCCUAUGCAGUCCAGUCUGAGCUGGGGGACUACAGUGAGAGUGAGAACGCUCCUGGCUACCUGUCGGAGUUCUUCUUUAUCCCAAGCCCUCCCCAGGACUUCCACAAGGAGGUCACCAAACACCACCAGCAGCACAGUGGUCUCUCGCCUGCCCAGUCAGAGUUUAAUUAUCUCAAUACAGCGCGCACGUUGGAGCUCUACGGGGUCGAGCUGCACUAUGCAAGGGACCAGAGCAACACAGAGAUCCUGAUUGGUGUGAUGUCAGCCGGUGUUGUGAUUUAUAAAAACAGGGUACGGAUCAACUAUUUCCCCUGGUUGAAAAUCGUGAAGAUCUCCUUUAAGUGCAAACAGUUCUUUGUCCAGCUGAGAAGAGAGCCGAGCGAGACGCGGGAGACGCUGCUGGGCUUCAACAUGGUGAACUACCGGGCCUGUAAGAACCUGUGGAAGGCCUGCGUGGAGCACCACACCUUCUUCAGGCUGGACCGCCCCGUUCCCCCCCAGAAGAACUUCUUUACCCACUACUUCACCCUUGGCUCCAAGUUCAGAUACUGUGGUCGGACAGAGGUACAGUCUGUCCAGUAUGGGAAGGAGAAGGGCAUCAAAGACCGGGUCUUUGCCAGGUCUCCUAGCAAGCCAUUGGCUAGGAAGCUUGUGGACGGGACUGACUGGGAGUCGGUGAGCAGAACCAGCCUAUCAGAUGAGAGAUUGGAGACCCAGAGCCUGCCCACUCGUUCCCCGCCUGGAACGCCCAUCCACAGGAACUCUCUGUUCGUGCAGGAGGGCACUCGUAUGCGCCCCUCGUCGGUGGGCCACCUGGUGGACCACGUCAUCCACGCCUCGCCCAGCCUGCCCGUCUUCUCGUCCAAUCACAAGUCUGCCUCGUCCACGCAGGCCAACAGCAUCAGCCUCGACUCCACCCCGUCUCCCGAGGGCGUGGACGGCCUUCCCCCUGCUCUGCCCCCAAAGCAGCUGAGCAGGAAGACCCUGAGCCAGAUCAUCCAGGCCCACUCCCAGCAGAGCCUGCUGGACAACCACCUCAACGAGAUGUACGACGUGCCAGUCAACACCGACAAGACCACGCUGAACGGAGUGGUUCCCCAUGACAACCUGGUGCUCAUCAAGAUCAAGCCCGACGAGCACGGACGCUUCGGCUUCAACGUCAAGGGUGGAGCAGACCAGAAGAUGCCAAUCAUCGUGUCAAGAGUUGCUCCUGGCACAUCAGCUGACCUCUGUGUGCCACGCCUUAACGAGGGCGACCAGGUGGUCCUUAUUAACGGGCGGGACAUCUCGGACCACACCCACGACCAGGUGGUCAUGUUCAUCAAGGCCAGCUGUGAGAGCCACUCCGGCGAGCUCAUCCUAUUGGUCAGGCCAAACGCGAUCUACGACGUGGUGGAGGAGAAGGCGGACUCAGAGCCAGACUUCCAGUACAUCCCUGAGAAGUCGGCCCUGGACCCGGGGCAGACGGACCAGCACGCCUGGAGGGACUCCAUGGUGGCCCUGAAGGAAGGCCUGAUCAGCGGAGCCCUGCUGGCUCAGUUUGAUCAACUGUACCGGAAAAGGCCCGGGAUGACCAUGUUGUGUGCCAAAUUACCUCAGAACGUCUCCAAGAACCGCUACAGAGACAUCUCCCCCUACGAUGCCACGCGGGUCAUUCUGAAAAGCACAGAUGACUACAUCAAUGCAAAUUACAUCAACAUGGAGAUCCCCGCCUCCAGCCUGAUCAACCGCUACAUCGCGUGCCAGGGCCCGCUGCCCAACACCUGCCCUGACUUCUGGCAGAUGAGCUGGGAGCAGGGCUCCUCCAUGGUGGUCAUGCUGACCACCCAGGUGGAGCGAGGCCGGGUGAAAUGCCACCAGUACUGGCCCAACCCGGGGAACAGCGCCACCUACGGGGGCUUCUCGGUCACGUGCCACACAGAGGAGGGCAACGCUGCUUUCCUGGUCCGAGAGAUGACCCUCACACACACUCAGAGUGAGCAGGAGAGGGAGCUCACCCAGAUCCAGUACGUGGCGUGGCCCGACCACGGCGUUCCCGAUGACUCCACGGACUUCCUGGACUUUGUGGCGCUGGUCCGCAGCAAGCGGGCCGGACGGGACCAGCCCAUGGUGGUCCACUGCAGUGCUGGGAUAGGUCGCACGGGGGUGCUGGUAACCAUGGAGACAGCGUUGUGUCUGAUGGAGUACGGUCAGCCGGUCCACCCGCUGGACAUCGUGAGGACCAUGAGGGACCAGCGGGCCAUGAUGAUCCAGACCCCAAGCCAGUAUCGUUUCGUGUGCGAGGCCAUCCUGAAGGUGUUCGAGGAGGGGCUGGUCUCCCCCGUCAAGGCGGGACUCUUCCAGCCGAGGGAGAGGGAAGCGGAGGAGGAGCGGGGCGGCCAGGAGCUGGAGGCGGGGAACGACGGAGGGGAGGCUGGGCUGGAGGAGGACGAGGAGAUGGACAUGGACGGGGGUCUGGACCAGGACGAUGAUGACGAGGAUGACGACGAGGAUGAUGAUGAUGAGGAUGAUGAUGAUGACGAUGAGGAUGAUGAUGACGACGAUGUGGAGGUUUUGGACGUGGGACGGGUGGUGGAGGAGGAGGAAGAGGAGGAAGAGGAGCUUGAGGAGCCCAGCGUUGCCAGCGCGACGAGUGUGACCAGCGAGGCCAGCUUGAACCCUGAACCCCAACCCCAAUCUGAACCUGACCCCGUCGACCCAUGACCCUUUGACCUUUGGCAGAGGGGGAGUGGGAAACGAGGCUUGGGGGGCGGGAGGGUUGCACGAGGAAGUGGCCGGAGGAUUGAACAAAAAGCACUGUUGCACUUUACGCCGAUUUAGAGAAAAAGAACAAAAAAAGAGAGAAAACGGAAACGACAGAUAAAAAAUGAGCAAGCGACCAGAGCAAAGGAGGAGAAGAAACGCGAACCAGAUCUGGUGGAGGAGUAGAAUCCCAGCCGUGUUGAAUAGGUACCAUUAGGGACGCUGUGUGUUCUGGGUAAACUAAACAAUUAAAAAAAGAAAGAGAGGAAAACAUUGAGAGAGAGAGAGGAGACGAUAAACUGUAGUGGGGUGUCGCUGUAGUGCCAUACGUAUCAAGGGGAGGGGCGCCAACACUUUAGAUAGAGGUUGUUUUAUUCUACUUUCCUUUCUUUUGUACCGGCCUCUUCCCUCCUCUCGGUCAGAAGGUGUCUUCUUUUUCGUUUCUUAUUUUACAUUUUACUCCUCGUCCUUCUGGCUGAUAGAGAAUGAACUGUGUUUUGCUUCUUUUUUUUUUUUAAAGAGUAUUUAUUGUGUUUUAUGUUGGUGUCCGAGCUUGUUCCCCAAACACGACAAGUUGUCCGUUUUUGUUAGUGCGAGUCUAGCUCCCCUGGUGAAAUCAUAGCUGUUAAAAAUCGUAGUGUGAUUCCUUAACUCCCCAACUCUUAAUUUCCUUUUUUAAUCCUUCGUAACUAAAAGAAAAAGAAAAGACAGUGGUUUUUAAUUUAUUGUUCUUGAUUUGAUGCUUUGCUCUGCUUUCUCCGCCAACCCCCCCGGAUGGUCAGCGAGACGGAGAGAAGCACUUAGGGUCUCAUCUUGUUCCCCCCCCCUACCCCUCCCCCGCCUUGUACGCUUUGUGUGAGAGCACACACACGCACACAAAUAAAACACAUGCACAUACAGACGGAAAGGCAGAAUACACACAUCACACAUACAAACACUCACUCAUAGCCACACACACACACUCAUAGCCACAAACACACAAACACACACACACACACGUAUGGAUACAAACACAUGCACACAAAUACACACACGCGUACGUAUGUAUAAAAAUACACACAAAUACACACGUUUAUCUCUGUCCAUUUCCGUUGGCUAUUGAAUAAAACCGGUUUCUAAGCUUCAGGUCAUCCGUCUGUCCAGGACACCCGUCUGUCCGGGCAGCGCCUGUAGUCAGGGGCGACCGCGGUAGCAAUGUCAUUACAGAGAAAGUUCCCAACUUCAACAACCAGUAUAUCUUCUAUACACCAACAACGCCAAGAGGGUGGGGUUUAAAAUUCGGUUGGUGUCCUUAGUUUACCCCAGCAAUCUCUGUGUCCCAGAGAGUAAAUUAAUAUGCUGAAACGCGAUGCUUCAAAACCAGUAUCAGGGCAAUAAGUGCGUAUAAGCGUGUUUUAAAAACUCCUUAAGCUAUCUCCUGGCAUUCCCCUGUUCCCCAACCAGUCCCGAGUGCGUCCGAACCAGCAGCAGCGUUUACCCAGUCUGACCAUUAAAGCGGUACGUUAAUAACUCAUCAUGAUUUUAAUUCAUAUUUUUCAAUUAAAUGUAUUUUAUCCAUCAAAGAUAAUGUAAUCAGGGGAGAUCGACUGAUGAGGGUGUGUUUUGUGAGAGCGACUGGCAGUUUAAAAUGCUGCCGUCCCUUGAUUCAAAUAUUUGAAUUAUUUAAUUUUAAAUACUGACUGAGCUUCGGGUACUCUUCUCAUUAUUGACUUUAGUGCGUGCUUACAUCCUCCUGGAUAAGCCUACUGCGUGCGUGUCUUUGUGUGGCUGUUGUAUGUGCUCCUCGGCUGCCCUGUGUCUCCCCUCAUCAUCGUCAUCAUCAUUGCUGGUGUUCAGUGACGUGUCUUAUUUCCAUGCGUCUUAUCUCCAGUGUGAUACUGAUUUUCCAUUAGCGUUUUCUUUGAGAAACGGGCGAAUCCGCCACCCGUGUGCGCUGGUUCCUAUCCCAUAGGACCCCGGUCCCAUAGGACCCCCCUCCCGCCACAUAGCCCGGCGGUUCGAGCUAUACCUGAGCUGAUGGAAAAGCUGCAUGGGGUCAACCGACCGAUCCUACCCGCGCCCGCACUGCAGGGUUCUCGCUAGUCACACAUGAGCACCCUCAAACUCUUCCUGAUAUCAGAGAGAGAGAGAGAGAGAGAGACCCCCCUCCCUCCCUCCCUCCCUCCCUCCCUCCCUCCCUGUGUGUCAGCCCCCCUAUACAGCCAAUCAUCUCUUAAGGCCACUCAGACACAAACCCAUCUGCCUCACCUUCACAUGAGUUCUUCCCAAGGCCUCCAUGUUGGAUCCAGUUACACAGAUCCAACACUCUGCUUCAGUCUGCAGAGUUGGAAGGCAACAGUAAACGCAUAAGACAACACAUCUCAUUGUUAACAUGAGGGCCUACAGGGGCUAUUUUUUUCUUUUUGAAUGCUUGAUUGGUUGAUUGAUUUGUGGUGUUGUUUUUGUUUUUUACAAUUGAACAAGAGUAUUUUAAGCUUGAAUCGCUCCGACAAAUGAAUCAUCAAAAAGGUUAAAUCAAGUCAAUCUUCAAGGAUUAUUUUAAUUCUGGUAUUUUUUUGGUUGUGCUUUUUAAUUUGCAGUUUAAGCCAGAAGAACAGGUUUUUAUAACUGGAUGAAACUUAAAAAAAACUAAACUUUGAGACUGCCAUCCUGUUAUCCUGAGGUGAUGAUGUUAAAAAUAAUCACAAGACAUUCAACCUUUUUCCCAAGAGGAAUGACAGGAAUCAUGACUCGAGACAGGAAGUAUACAGCAACAUUGAAAAGUUUUUGUUGUUUUUUUCCCUUUAUGUGAAAAUCUGAGUUGGGGGCGUAUCUUAAGAUUUCAUGUUCACAAAUGUCCAGCAAUGAGCGUUCUCAUAAUGUUCCAAGUGUUGUGUUUCCCAACAUAGAGGGUACUGGUGCGUGUGCGUUUAGGGUACUGGUUAGCGGUCGCCUAAAGGGGAGGGCGAGAGGGGUUAGCUGAAUGGUAUUUUUGUAACGAAUAAGAAAAAAAUAAAUGAGACGCAUUCUAGCUAACUAGAGAAAGGACGGCACUUUGCAGAAAACGGUAGUGCUACUGAAAAAUAAGUCUGAGACCGAAAAAGGGUCCUCUUCGAUCAGUUGUCUUUUUUUAUUUAUCGUUUUAUUUUUUUGUUUUUGUUUUAAAAAAAAUAAAAUAAAGACACCUGUAGGGAACAAGAAACAAAUAGAGAACUCCUAACUUCACCGUGCCACUUGUUUAUUUUGUGUAAAUAAUACUAGACCUUGUAAAUACAAUGUUGUAUAUGAAAAAUAUUUAAAAUAAAAGGGAAAAUCAUUUGUGAGUUGAAA